Molecule: messenger RNA, 612 nt
Organism: Oncorhynchus mykiss (rainbow trout)
Lineage: Eukaryota; Metazoa; Chordata; Actinopteri; Salmoniformes; Salmonidae
Source: RefSeq, a predicted model, not a curated record
AUGGUGGACAGGCAGGGGCAUUCCCAGGCUGUGUGUGGGGGCUCCAGGGGCAUUGGCAGGGCUGUAUCAAUGCUGCUGGCAGAGAGAUGCUGCAGGGUUGUUGUGGUGUCCAGGAACCAGCAUGCUGCACAGGCCACUGUGGCGUCCCUCGAUGGAGCUGACCAUGUGGGCUUUUGUUGUGACGUCUCCAAAGGAGAGGAAGUGCAGAAGACGUUUAGGAUUAUCCUGAAGACUUGUGGAAACAUUUCAUACCUGGUCAAUGCAGCUGGCACCAACAGGGAUGGUCUGUUACUGUGGACCAGGCUAGAAGACAUGGUGGCUAUGCUUCAUACCAACCUACUGGGGAGCAGGUUGAGCUGCAAUGCAGCGCUACGGAGCAUGCUCCACACUCAGGGAGGGGCCAUUGUCAACAUAGGCUCUGUGGUGGAGUUGAAGGGGAACGCAGGUCAGUGUGUGUACAGUGCCAGUAAAGCAGGUCUGGAGGGCUUCACUCGCUCUCUGGCCAAGGAGGUGGCCUCGCGAAACAUCAGGGUUAACUUGCUGGCUCCAGGUUUCAUCGGGACAGACAUGACAGCGGGGCUGGGGGAGUAGGUAUGAACCAUCUGUUUUUAA